This is a messenger RNA of Mercenaria mercenaria, 4574 nucleotides long. RefSeq lists its product as uncharacterized. NCBI's taxonomy places the organism in Eukaryota, Metazoa, Mollusca, Bivalvia, Venerida, Veneridae. Gene Ontology annotation, molecular function: protein binding. The transcript is spliced from 14 exons. The coding region runs from base 605 to 2881 and encodes 758 amino acids. The record is from RefSeq and is a predicted model, not a curated record.
UGAGACUAUACCUUUUAUCUAACGGUAUAAAGGGUUAUCUGAUAACCUUACUACUAAAUCAGUGUCACACAACCAAAACGGCGAAAUCAGGGGAAUUACGAAUAGAAUAUGAAACUGAUCAAUUUGGAAAUUCGUAUACCGGAAGGUUUAAAAAAUACUUAGUGGUAGACUACGUAACAUAUCAGAAUAUAGAAGGACGCUAAAUAAGUAAGGAAUGUCAAAUAGAGUUGCAACGUGAUAAUAGAAUAUGUCUGAUCCUGUGUCGAACGAAAUAUGGAAUAGCUUAAAGCAAAUUCCUAACCGGAGUCAUAUUAAAUAGAAUAUGUCCCGCCCAGGGCCGUACCAAAUAGUAUUGUCUUAAAGCUAAAUCGGCAUUUUCCAGACUAGCACAGCGUCUUUAAAAUCCAUUUAAUUUGGUUCAAAAUGGUAAGAAGCCACUAAGUAUGUAAAUUAACGUUAAAAUAAGACAAUGCCUUGUAUAAGGUCACCCAGUAAAUUCAUUUGUUUGUGUUAUGAAGCGUUACGUGAUAUUAUGUGGGAUUUCCAAAUAUGAAUAGAACGUUAAAUUAGUAAUGUGCAGAUGGGGAGCUAUUGAUAUUAGGACAUGAGGCAUACAAUAAUAAUGAUCAAAAUGAUUAGGACGUUUCUUUGUUUCAACUGUAUGAUUAUAUAUUUCCACUCAACAACAGCCCAGUUAUCUCAAAAGGAAACGUUGAAGAAUAUAACAGAAUGCGAUCUCAAUGCCGGUAUUAGAUUAACCUGUGCAAGGGACGAGAUGAUUGCAAUACAUACCCUACAAUAUGCCUACAAUGUUAGUUGUGAAGGAAUAUGUUGUCACACCUAUGCAAGUAAUGACUGCUUUGUUAAUGCUGGUGAUACAGACAUUCAAGACAUCCGUCGUGCCUGCUCAGGCAGGUCGUCCUGCAACGCACCAACCCCUCCAGACAAAAUAGCCUUCACUACCUGCUCAUUAGGUGUAAAUGACAUUUCGUAUAUAUUUCUACAAUACUUUUGCAUUCCAAAGGAAAGGAUAUCUUCCAUUUGUUCAAACGGACAAACGCUUACGUCAGACGAUGCUCCACUCUAUCUGACAAAUGAGAAUUAUCCAAGUGUAACGACCGGAAGUGCAUCAUGUUCCUGUUCCCUUGAAGUAUACUCCUGCUCUUCCAGCAUUAACAUGUACAUAAUGGACGCAGAUCUGUACUUAGAUACAAGUGCUUGCUAUCAGACCUUAGAAUUUCUAGAUGGAUCUAAUAAAACACUGUAUACCAUUGGUUGUGAAAGUCACGACUCAAAUCAAAUAGAAAGCAGCACAGCGAAUAAUCAUUAUCUAAAAAUAGAUUUCAUCAAUAACAGUACGUCAAACCAAGAAGGAUAUUUUUUCAUUGGCCUCGAAGCUUCUGAGUCUGGAGCAUCUUUCCGCCUCAGCUGCAGCUAUGAAGAAGAAACAUGGUGUGUCGGAUGUGGUGAUGUACCAGUGAUCGCGAAUGGAAAUAUAGAACUCAGCAAUGUGAACGAUUCCUCCUACGAAGCAGCAGCAAAUGUUAUCUGUGAUUCAGGUUAUGAAACAAAUACGUCUACUAUAAAUUGUCUUGCUAAUGGUACAUGGCCUGAUCCUGUUUGUACAGAGAAAGCCGCCUGUACAGAAAGUCAAUGGAGAUGUACUAAUGGAGACUGUGUAUUAGCCAGUCAGAGAUGUGAUAAUAUUCCCGGCUGCACGGACCUGUCUGAUGAAGUCAACUGUGAUGCUCCAGUCUGUCCAGAAGGUCUAGAGUUUUGCCCCCAUGAUAACGGAACCGACGUUUGUGUCGACAAAGCAGUUGGAUGUAACUGUGGCACAGUUCCGUCGAUACCAAAUGGAGUAAUAAUAAUUGAAGACAAUUCAACAAUUGGGUCCGUGGCUAACGUUACAUGUAAUGAAGGUUACAUUCCGAGUAAACAAACUGUUACAUGUCUGACUACCGGUUCGUGGGAGACUGUGUCUUGCACUGCUAAAGCCUGUGGGACACUGCCAGCAAUUUCUUCAGGAAGAUACGAACUAGUCGGUUCCGGUACAACAUUUGGAGCUUCGGCAAGAGUCAUUUGUAGCACAGGGUACACAGCUGAUAAACAAAGUGUAAUUUGUCAGUCCACAGGGAUAUGGGAAUCCGCUGUCUGCACGUUGGCAGAUUGUGGAACAGUGCCGGACGUAGUCCAUGGUAUUGUAACUCUUAACAAUGACAACAAUACGACGUUUGCAGCUACUGCUUCUGUAGUAUGUGAAAAGGGAUAUCAACCAGCUAAAGUCUCAAUUACUUGCCAGGCUUCAGGAAUGUGGGAAACGCCGUUGUGUGAAACUACCGAUAACAGCACACCUUCAAACGGUGGGUCUAAGGAUGACAAACCUACAUUAAGCCUUGUGCUUAUCAUCGUUAUUGUAAUUCUGUGCGUGCUAUUUCUUGUAUCCCUUGUACAAUUCGUAGUUAUGUGUUUUCUUCAGUGCCAGAUACAUAACAUACGCAAAACAGCAGCAGGAGAAGAUUCUGAAAUUUCUAAAAGGAUAUGUAUGACUGUUUUGGGGAGUGUUCCAGUUUUAGGAUGGAUACCUAUAUACAUUACCUGGAAGGUGUUUUACAGAGACGUGUAUCAAGUUAAUCAUAGAAAGCAAGAUAAGAAAGAUAAGGGUUCCAAGACAGCCUAUUCUAAUAACUCGUACAGUGAUGUAAGUUGGAGUAAAAAUAGGAUGAGAUCAGAUGAAGUCAAUGAAAACGAAAUAAGGUUGGAGCACCAAAAGACAGAAACAAACGAAAAGGCAAACAGCAGCCAUACAGAGGAUAAUGCAGGCGUACAGAAUCAAAGUUCCACAAUGAAAGCUGCCCCAUCCAUCGAGCAUGACGGAUAAUUGGACACAGACUAUAAUGCGACGAUACAUAUUUGACGUCAUAGAUGCAUGGCUGGCCAAUAUUUGGAUACCGUGCAUGUUUUUGAUUACUGUCAUAGGUCAUUUUAUUAUCGGCUUGUUAAAAGUUACUGAUAAAAUCAUAUGAGGCAGGCUUUAAAGGGUUAAUCAAACACAUACGAAUAAAUCCUAAAUGUUUUAGUUGUGCAAAAGGUAUGAUAUUGUGUCUGAAACUGUUUUCAUUUUCACUCAAUUGUGUAAUUGCAAGGGAAGUAAACUAGUAGAUAUGCCGGCUUAUAAGUACUGGCCUAAGGCAAGAGUUUUUAUUCUUUGUGGAUCUCGGCCUUAAAUUAAAUUAAACUAUCAUAAAUUUUCCAUUUGUAAAAUCAUUUUUGGUUAAUUCAAGGACUUAGAAAUCAAUUUCUAGACUGUAUUCAAUAUAUUUAUAUAAUUAGUAUGCUCGCCGUCAAAAGUACAGCUUUGUAUGCUUGUAUGAAUUUGAUAUUGUAUAUAUUGUCCUAUCCCGAACGAAUGGGAAGUUCCCGUAAUUUCCAUGUUAACUAGUUUUCAUUUUUCUUCCUGUGUGUUUUGUAAGUAUUGUUUAUUGAUAUAUAUCUUGUUUUAGAAAAGACGACUAAAAGGAAACAAAAUUCAAAUGCUCGGACGUGUCAGAUAUAUAGGAAAUUAACAGUAUUGAGCAAGGGGAAUUAGCGGAAAGGAAUUAAAUUGUAGUAACUGUCAGUGUAAAUAAACGAGAAUUUAUUGCAUCGCGGAUUAUCAUUGCAUGGAGUCUUACUAUAUAUUGUGAAGACAACUAUGUAGGCAUAAAAUAUAUUUCUGCCUAUAUGUGAACAAUAUUAUUGUGCCUUUUACAUAUGAAGUUGCUUACUUUGCUAUAUUUAUGUCUUUGAAUGUUUGAUAGAUGCAUGUUUCAGUAAUUAUUUAUAUUUCACUUGAUAAAGUUGUUAUAAGUUAUGCUUACUACGUUCGAUAACUGCUUCCUGAACAUCUGACCAGUACUCGCUCGCCUCAAUUCGAACCUGCGACCUGCCUGGCGGGAGAUCUCUUCACUUUUAUGCAAAAUGUUAUACCGUACUUACUGUUAUAUCGUAGUGGUCAUUUCUUCUAUGCCUGGAUUACCUUAAUAUUACCUUGAGUAAGAUAUGUACUGAUUACUGUACAUUUAUCAUGCAAUGUAAACUAAGCAAUUAACCUGUUUUCUGAAAUAUAUUUGUUACUUGAAUAAACGCCUGUUUCAAAGAUAUUUUGUUUUUUAGUCUUAACAUCUUAUCAAGGAAAGCAUAUAUUUGUAAAUGUAUUAUUUGCCUCAGUGCAAAUUUGCAUAUACAAUUCUUUUCGUGAUUCGGGCCUGUAAGCGCACAACCAACACAAAGUCUUGUCAGGAAGAAUAUAAUUAAAGACAUCUGAGAUUUUCUUUUGCUGUCACUUUUUUUCUGUUUAUUUUUAAUUUACUCUUUGAUCAUUAUGUACCAUUUAAUACAACUGUGAUCUUACGGGCUAUAGAAACCUGGCAGCGUUCUGGAUUCAAAAUUGUAUUUUUGUAAAUGUCCUGAACAAAAAUGGCUACAAGUUACAACAUAACAUAAUAUUUAUAUAUUUUUGAUUAAUUUGUUCAACACAAGUUUAUGUUUAUAUAUUUUUAAUGACAAAUCGUAUUAAAACUUUUCUAAACUAG